AUGGCACAACUAAAGCAUAGAAAUUUGGUGCAGUUACAUGGGUGGUGCAGGAAGCAGGAUGAACUCCUCAUUGUUUACGACUAUGUACCAAAUGGGAGCCUGGACAAGCUUCUGAUCCAAAAUGAUCAUCAAAAGAAGAAAUUACUAACUUGGGAUCAAAGGUACAAGAUCAUUACUGGAGUUGCUCAAGGGUUGCUGUAUCUCCAUGAAGAAUGUGAACAGCAGGUUGUUCACAGAGAUGUAAAGCCAAGCAAUAUCCUGAUAGAUGCAGAUCUCCAACCAAAGCUUGGAGAUUUUGGUCUUGCAAGGACUUACGAGCAUGGAAUCAAUCCACAGACAACACAUGUUGUAGGAACACUAGGAUACAUGGCUCCCGAGAUCACAAAGACUGGGAAAGCAAGAACAAGCACAGAUGUGUAUGGGUAUGGCAUACUCAUUUUGGAAGUAGCAUGUGGAAGGAAGCCAAUAGAGCCCCAAAAGAAUCCUGAGGAACUGGUAUUGGUAGACUGGGUUAGAGAACUACAUCACCGAGGGGAGAUCAACAGAGCUAUUGACCCCAGUUUAGAUGAGUAUGACAAAGAUGAAGCUCAGCUUGUGCUUAGUCUUGGAUUGCUUUGCUCUCAUCCCAAUCCUGAUAGCAGGCCUAAUAUGAGAAGGAUUGUUCAGUUCCUUCUGGGAGAAACCAUCCUUCCUCCACUUCCUCCUGAUAUUCGCAGUGAAGGUCCAAAGCCAACAAUAAGAUUCCCGUACAACUUUCCAGAUUAUCAAGGCCCUUCAAGUUCUCUAGUGUCUUUGUCAAAAUAUUGUAGUCUUACAUGCUUUGAUGAGGUGGUCUCAGCCACUGUAGUCACAGGGAUGACUUGA
Messenger RNA from Cajanus cajan (pigeon pea), 864 nucleotides. The record is from RefSeq and is a predicted model, not a curated record. NCBI's taxonomy places the organism in Eukaryota, Viridiplantae, Streptophyta, Magnoliopsida, Fabales, Fabaceae.